This is a messenger RNA of Monopterus albus (swamp eel), 2031 nucleotides long. RefSeq names its product aquaporin 11 (gene aqp11). Gene Ontology annotation, biological process: transmembrane transport. Gene Ontology annotation, cellular component: cytoplasm; membrane. The record is from RefSeq and is a predicted model, not a curated record. NCBI's taxonomy places the organism in Eukaryota, Metazoa, Chordata, Actinopteri, Synbranchiformes, Synbranchidae. Gene Ontology annotation, molecular function: channel activity.
UUUUGUGCCUGACUGCAUAUAACUUAGCAUUUUUUUAUUGUUAAGGUACACUGUACAGGUAUUCAAUUACAAAUACAGAAACCAUUAUAUUAUCAGAUUAAAAUGCACGAAUCUCAUCACAGCAUCUAAUUAAAAUAAAAUACAUAUGAUUUAAAGCAGGGCUCACUAUAUUAUUUUGAGUACAAAAUAACUAACGCUUGAUUACACAUUGUGUAUUGAUUAACCUUAGCACCUGAUCAAACAUUGAUUAUCACUGGUUAAUCAAAUCUUUACUUUAUGCAUGAAGCCAUUAUAUUUAAAUGUCCUCAUUUCCAGUAAACUCCGUGGUUCUUCUUUCUCUUCUUACAGACAGACACCUCUGUCUGGAUUUCCUCUAUUUCAGGGAUGUGUCUGCUGAAGUCCCCUUUUCACACACAGCUGUACACACAUACACCAACAAAAUUCAUGCAGUAUGAGUUGAUCCAGUCACUUCCGCACCAUGUGAGUAGCGGGAAGAGCUCAUUUGUUCUUGGAUGGAUCUUGCAUUGGCCGAAGCUUCCAUCCGCCAGAAGCAGCGACAGCCAGCGGGUGAAAACAACGGGACCCCAGAAAGGACCUCAGCGCCCAGGCGAAUUCAGCGAAACCUCCCGAAGGCCGAAGUAACAACCAGUCUCCGGCAGAGAGCUCAAAUCACCGCGAACAUGCCUGCAAACGUAUCGGUGUCUCUGUCGGUGCUGGCAGGGAUCGUGGCGCUGAGCGACGCGACCCGCAGGUUGCUGACCAGGGUCCUCGCAGGUACCGGGCUGUCGGUGUACGCGGUGGAGUUCGUGUCCACCUUCCAGCUCUGCUGCUGCACACACGAGCUGAAGCUGCUGUCCGAGGUGGGCGGGAUCGAGCCUCGCCUCGCGCUCACCUUUACGUACCUGGCGGCCGUGGUGCACGCGCUCACCUUCAGCGGGGCCUUCGGGAACCCCUCCGGUGCGCUCGAGCACGCCUACCACCUGAGGAUCUCUGGCUGGUGCGCCUUGCGGCGGAUCGCGUGCCAGUUCGCUGCGGCCGCUGCUGCACGAGCCUCAGUGCCCGGGGUCUGAUUGUCGGGACUGCACGUGCGACAUAAGCUGCUCGGUUACCGGUGCAUCAGCGCCAUUCACUCGCCGCUGCCCAUAGCAACCGCCGUGGAGCUCGCGUGCGCCUUUGCGGUUCAGACUGCUAUCACGCACACGCGAUCGGUGGAGGAGAAAUUCCGCGUGCACGCCGUAGCUGCGGUCAUCACAGCAUCGGUUUAUGCAGGUGGCCAUUUGACAGGAGCGGUGUUUAACCCAGCCUUGGCCUUCUCCACACAGUUCCCCUGCAGUGGAAACUCCUUCCUGGAAUACUGCCUGGUCUACUGGCUGGGCCCAUUGCUGGGUAUGGCGAGCUCAGUGCUGCUGUUUGAUAAACUCAUCCCUUUUCUGUGGAGGAAGUCAGCGUCUCUGCAUCGACCCCAGAAGAAGAGGAUGUGAGCAUCGCCGGACAGCAUUUCCAACCCAGAGCGCACGUGGACACUUCGUUUUUGACCUGCUACUGAUCUUAUCAACACUGACAUGCAUUUUUAUUUUUAAAUUUAGAGCUUAAAGUGUUUUCUUUACAAUGGACCAUCAUUACCCAGAUAGCAGAUGAUUUCUCCACAAGAGCACAUCUUAGAAAGUUUUUCUGUGAGAGAACUCAACAAGGCAUUCAAACAUUUAUAAGCUAAGAUUUUUUUUUAAAUCAGACUGAAUUCACAGAGCUGGUGAAAUAACAUUUACUUGCCUGUUAAUGUCAAGUCCUGCAUACAAGUAUCGUAGCUGCAAUAAUAUACUGAGCCAAGUAAUUUUUUGGUCAUGAUAAUUAGUUUUUAAACCAGGUUACAAAGUGACUGUAUAUAGUAUUAUUCAUAUGUGACAUUCCAGGGCCAAGCACAGUGUAGGAAUGUGCAGUACUGGAUGUUUUUGCACAAGUAUAAAGUUUUGGUGCCUUUGAAUUUUAACAACUGGAAGAUUAAACUGUUGGUAUCAGAUUGAUUGUGUUUGU